CCGGAGGAACGGAAACCAGUCAACCACGCUGCGUGCGACAUUAACUCCAACAACCUGUGUAACCUGUCCCUCCCUGCAAAGGUGGCCUUUACAAGCGCCUUGUUAUCUCCGCUGCUCGUUAGGGCUUUCCUUUCCACAUCUUCCCCUAGACUGCACCGCACCUGAUCUCGCCUCUUCCUCGCCACCGCCGAUAUGGGUAACACAUCCUCGAUGCUCACACAGUACGAUAUCGAAGAAGUCCAGGAGCACUGUAACAACACAUUUUCGCAGCAGGAGAUAGUUUCUCUGUACCAGCGGUUCUGCCAGCUCGAUCGCAGCGGCGGAGGUUUCAUCUCCGCCGAUGAGUUCUUGUCCGUUCCCGAAUUCGCCGUCAAUCCUCUCUCUCAGAGAUUGCUGAAGAUAUUGGAUGGAUUGAACUUUAAGGAAUUCGUAUUAUUCUUAUCAGCAUUCAGUUCUCGUGCAAGCUUGCAGCAGAAAAUCGAGUUUAUUUUUAAGGUAUAUGAUUCAGACGGCAAUGGGAAAGUCGCAUUCAGCGACAUGUUGGAUGUUUUGCGGGAUUUGACGGGGCAGUUCAUAUCUGAGCAACAGAGGGAGCAAGUAUUGACGCAUGUCCUUGAGGAAUCAGGCUACACAAGGGAUUCAUUGUUAAGCAUAUCGGACUUUGUGAAGACUCUUGGCAACUCUGAUUUGAAGAUGGAGGUCGAGGUUCCCGUGGAUUGAAAUGAGAUUGACGAAUCUCGGAGCUAGGUUUCUCGGGGUCAAAAGCAGUGGCACAACAAGCUCUCUUAUCUAUUGCAUGGCUUUGAGCCUUCGAGGAACAAGAAUUAUGGAGUAGAUCAGAUGGAAACGAUUUGUCGCCAGUUCUGCUUGUUAUAACGUAAUUUAUAGACAGCUUCGGUUCAUAUACGAGUGUUAUCAGCUUCGCUCAUUGGAGUAUUUGGUUCUUGCGAGUAUCUAAGAAUACCAGGGCUAACGAUCAUGUCAGUGUGUUAUCUUUUUCCAGAUGCAUCUUGCAAUCCACCAUUCAUUAUAACUAGCUAAGCGUGCUCAUACUCUUCACCUACAUCCGUCGUUGAUUUAAAUUUGUGUUUGACAUUA
This is a messenger RNA of Pyrus x bretschneideri (Chinese white pear), 1098 nucleotides long. RefSeq names its product calcineurin subunit B. The transcript is spliced from 6 exons. The coding region runs from base 193 to 720 and encodes 175 amino acids. NCBI's taxonomy places the organism in Eukaryota, Viridiplantae, Streptophyta, Magnoliopsida, Rosales, Rosaceae. Gene Ontology annotation, molecular function: calcium ion binding. The record is from RefSeq and is a predicted model, not a curated record.